This is a messenger RNA of Sporisorium graminicola, 2562 nucleotides long. RefSeq lists its product as uncharacterized. Gene Ontology annotation, biological process: intracellular signal transduction; protein phosphorylation; regulation of MAPK cascade. Gene Ontology annotation, cellular component: cytoplasm. Gene Ontology annotation, molecular function: ATP binding; protein serine/threonine kinase activity. The record is from RefSeq and is a predicted model, not a curated record. The coding region runs from base 1 to 2562 and encodes 853 amino acids. Lineage: Eukaryota; Fungi; Basidiomycota; Ustilaginomycetes; Ustilaginales; Ustilaginaceae. The transcript has a single exon.
AUGCAUCAAUCACCCAAACGAUCCGUGAUAAAGCAUCCCCAUGACUUUCAGGGCGCUCAAGUCAUGCCACGCAGCGCAGAUGCGCUAGCCGAGGCUGCGGGACGCCCGCUUCCUGCUUCACCCUACACCCCCGCCGACCCUUCCGCAACCACGCCCAACUAUCUCAAGAGCGUCGAAGGUAUCGGCAACACGGAUGGCACCUUCACAGGUCUCGCUAGCAGCUUCGAUUUCUCCGACAUGACGCUCGUGCCGCAACGCAGUGCGCCUGCUCCUCCCAGCAGCAACAUGGCCUCGACUUCCUCCUUCGCGUUUCAGGGUGCGUCCGGCUCGACACCGUCUGCCUCGCCAACCUCGGCGUCUACUUCCACCUUUGCAAAUGGUUCCUCCACCCCAAUCGGAGCGUAUCGCCCGAAACCGACUAUCAACACCUCGGUCAAUGCGCUGCAGGGCCAAAGAUCCGGUCUGCCCGCCCAAAGUGGCCUCCCUUUCAGCGUCUCGGGCGUUUCCAGUAAUCCACCUGCGGCGUCGCCCAUCAAUGGUCCGAGCUCGGCUGUGCCAUGGUCAUCGCAGAACAUCGCAUCCUCGAGCUCCAAUGCGCCUUUCCCUCCGCGCCCUGUCCGGUCCAAUACCUCGGGUCCCGAUACGCUGCACACCCUCUCGUCCGUCAGCGCAUCUCAACACGUUGCUCCUGUCAUGGCACAGCGCUCUCACUCGAGCAUCGGCCCUCAGCAGCAUCAGUUGUCGCCCAACUUGAAUCAGUCCUCGCCAAACCUCGAAGGCGACGCAGCUGGCCCUUCCUUCGUCUCCCAGAGUCACUUUGUGCACGGCAGCAGAGACCGCGAGAGGAGUCGUGAUGGCAGCGCAACACCCGGCGGCAGAAACACCUUCAAGAGCGUCUUUGGCGGCUUCGUCAAUUCCAUGAGCGACGUCUUUUCAGCUCAAAAGAAGAUCGAGAUUUCGACGCCAUACGAUCCAGUGCAUCUGACGCAUGUCGGCUUCAACUCGGACACGGGCGAAUUCACAGGUCUGCCCAAGGAGUGGCAGCAGCUCUUGCAAGAGUCGGGCAUCUCGCGCCAGGAUCAGGAAGCUAACCCGCAAGCUGUCAUGGACAUUGUCGCCUUCUACCAGGAUGCCACAAAGAGCGAGGGUGGCAUGGAUGUGUGGAAGAAGAUGGGCGCAGCCAAGGGCAACAACAACCACCACGGCCCCGGCACACCUCGAACCGAUGCCAGCAGCGAAGAUGGCUUCAAGGUGGCAACGCAGCCCACCCUGUACGAAAAGCCUCGAGCUGCGCCUGCGCCGCCAGGGGCUGUGCACGCAAAGAAAGCGGGAGAACUCGGCAGCCCCGAUCUUCGACAACCCUCUGGUUCGGCCAGCAGCUCUGCAGAAGCAUUACUUAAGGCGACGCGACCUGCUCCGGCUCCCGCCGCAGGGCAAGGCACAAAGACAGUUUCACCCCCUCUGGGAUCCAAACCAGAUUCUGCACCGCGCCUGCCGGACGCUCCGACCGCCCCGGCGUCGAAAGCGUCCGCGGCGGGCGCCGGUACUGCUGCUGUUCCUCCCAAUAGCGGCGUGUCGGCAACUGCGUCGUCCGCAUCUUCGGCAGGCAGCAAGAACAUCAAGGGCCCCGGAGCAGUGCCACGCAGGCGAGAGACCAAGAAGAGUACGAUCAAGGAUUCCGACGUGAUUGCCAAGUUGCAGGCCAUUUGCACCGACGCAGACCCAACCAAGCUGUACCGAAGCUUGCAAAAGAUCGGUCAAGGCGCGAGCGGUGGUGUGUUUACCGCCUAUCAGGUUGGCACCAAUGUGUCAGUAGCGAUCAAGCAGAUGAACCUGGAGCAGCAACCCAAGAAGGACCUCAUCAUCAACGAGAUCCUCGUCAUGAAGGAGUCGCGUCACCGCAACAUUGUCAACUUUAUCGACUCGUUCCUGUUCAAGGGCGAUCUGUGGGUGGUGAUGGAGUACAUGGAGGGUGGCAGCCUGACAGAUGUGGUGACGUGCAACAUCAUGACCGAAGGCCAGAUUGCAGCGGUUAGCCGCGAGGUUCUCGAGGGCUUGCGGCACUUGCACGAGCACGGCGUGAUCCAUCGGGACAUCAAGUCGGACAACGUGUUGCUCAGCUUGCAAGGAGACAUCAAGCUCACCGAUUUCGGCUUCUGCGCCCAGAUUGGCGAGUCACAAGCGAAGCGCACCACGAUGGUGGGAACGCCGUACUGGAUGGCGCCCGAAGUGGUGACGCGCAAAGAGUACGGACCCAAGGUGGACAUCUGGAGUCUGGGCAUCAUGUGCAUCGAGAUGGUGGAAGGCGAGCCGCCGUACCUCAACGAGAACCCGCUACGCGCGCUGUAUCUGAUCGCGACUAACGGCACGCCCAAGAUCAACAACCCGGAGAAUCUUUCGAAUACGUUCAAAGACUUCCUCAAGACGAGUUUGGAUGUGGAUGCCGAGCGUCGUCCCGAUGCGGUGGGCAUGCUGGCACAUCCGUUCCUUAAGCGAUCCGAGAGCUUGAGGACGCUGACUCCGUUGAUCAAGGCUGCCCGCGAGCAGACGCGCAAGUCCUGA